This is a messenger RNA of Ixodes scapularis (black-legged tick), 3089 nucleotides long. RefSeq lists its product as uncharacterized. NCBI's taxonomy places the organism in Eukaryota, Metazoa, Arthropoda, Arachnida, Ixodida, Ixodidae. Gene Ontology annotation, molecular function: nucleic acid binding. The transcript is spliced from 2 exons. The coding region runs from base 1 to 3081 and encodes 1026 amino acids. The record is from RefSeq and is a predicted model, not a curated record.
AUGUUCCAACUCCCGUCGAGGAACCUGGGCUUAACAAUAUUAAACGAUGCACAACAACCAACUCGAAUAGGCAAUAGCGUUAGUAAAGAUACGAGCCCCGACCUCAUGUUGACGAGGAAUGUUCAGGGGGCAGAGUGGCUUAAUACAGGAGUGCCAUUGGGCAGCGACCACUAUGUAGUCUCUAUUACCUUCGACACGGCGCAACACAAACGCAGAACACCCCCGGUAAGAAUUACUGACUGGGAUAAAUUCCGCACCACGAGGGAGAAGCGGGCAGACGGCGGUAUUACCAACCUGGACGCCUGGAUAAGCGAUCUCAAGCGAGACGCAGAGCGGGCCACCGGGGAGGUGGACACCACCGAAGAACACCCGGCGGUAGACAAACGCCUCAUGCACAUGUGGGAGGCUCACACGUCCCUACUGGGCAGGUGGAAGACGGGCAAAAACAAUAGGAAGCUCAGACUCCGCAUUUCCAGGUUGGAAAGGGAGAUUGAAGAUCACGCCAAUGAACUCAACAGGCAACAGUGGUGGCAGAUAUGUGACGGAAUAAACGGGCAACUGGGAAAUAAGAAAUCGUGGUUUCUGCUGCGGCACCUCCUAGACCCGACUACGACCAAAUCCGCGGCUCGGACACGCCUGAACCAGAUAGUACAUCAGUACGAUGGGACGGGUGAAGAACUACUUGAGGACUUGAAAGGUAGAUACAUUAACACGACACAAGAUGGGACUAGAGCCCCCGGGUACACUGGAAUGGAGAAUGAGACACUAGAUGCGGACAUCAAGGGCACGGAAGUGAUGGCUGCGAUGGAGAGACUCCGGACGACAUCGGCUGCGGGGCCGGACGGAAUAAAUAACAAAAUCCUUAGAAAUCUGGAUGACAACUCGGUCCAGGCUUUAACAGACUAUAUGAAUAAGUGCUGGAAGGGAGGGAACAUUCCGCCGGCAUGGAAACAUGCCAAAGUAACUUUCAUACCAAAGCCUGGCAAGAAGUUGGACAUCGAGAACCUCCGACCUAUCUCCCUCACGUCGUGCCUGGGUAAGCUCAUGGAGCACGUAAUUCUCACGCGUUUACAGAACCACGUAGAAACCCAUCGCCUCAUGCCAUACACGAUGAUCGGUUUUAGGCCGCACCUGUCCACGCAGGACGUGAUGCUACAGCUUUCUAAGGAAAUCGUAGACCCGGGAAACGGCCACGGUACGCGGGCCAUCCUGGGGUUGGAUUUGAAGAAGGCAUUUGAUAACGUCUCGCAUGAGGCGAUACUCUGCAACCUCUCGGAACUAAACGUAGGGCGCCAUACAUACGACUACAUAAGGGAUUUUUUGUCUAACAGGACUGCUCAACUCACCAUAGGGGAUCUGAAGUCGGCACACAUACCACUGGGAAAUAGGAGUACGCCACAGGGGUCGGUGUUAUCCCCUUUUCUAUUCAACACCGCGCUGAUCACGCUCCCUAGGAAGCUUAACGGCAUAGAGGGUACUAGACACACACUAUAUGCUGAUGACGUCACGAUUUGGACGAGUCAGGGAUCAGACGGGCAAAUCGAGACGGCUCUACAAGAGGCGGCGGACAUCGUAGACGCCCACGCCCGUUGGGCAGGACUGGAAUGCUCCCCACAAAAGUCGGAAUUGCUAGUUAUCCGUAAUAACGGAAGGGCCUGCAAAACGAAGCCGAACAGGAUACAGUUGAAAAUUCAGGGAAACGAAAUUCCGGAAGUAGACACAAUGCGAGUGCUUGGGAUGUACAUACAAUCCAACAGAUGCAACAAGGUAACGCUGGACAGGUUGACGACAUCGGUCCAGCAAACUAUACGGCUCAUUAAGCGCGUGGCGACUAGGCGACAGGGCAUGAAAGAGCGCGAUGCAUGUCGGCUUGUUCAGGCGUUUGUAAUCAGUCGGAUCGUGUACGCCACUCCUUACCUAGACCUCAAGAAGGCCGAGAGUGAAAAGCUGAAUUGUUUGAUAAGGCAGGCGUACAAGGCGGCUCUUGGUCUCCCCAGGAACGCGUCCACCGUGAGACUUCUAUCUCUCGGGGUUCACAACACUCUUGAAGAGCUCAUUGAGGCACAUCUCACAUCGCAAGAGCGGCGGCUCAGGCAGACUGAGACGGGGCUCUGCAUCCUGAGAAGCUUAGGCAUGAGGAGUGGAGAUCCUUCAAGCCAGAUGACUUUACCGGUAGAGAUGCGCGAAAUCAUUCGUGUCAAACCUCUCCCCAAGAACAUGCAAGCGGGUCGUCACGAAGGCCGGAGGAGGGCCAGGGCGAAGACGUUAAGCAAAAAGUAUCAAGGGGACGAUAGUGCCGUGUACGUUGAUGCGGCAGAAUACAACCUUACUACAGGCCAACAUGCUUUCGCUGUGAGUGCGGUGAGCAUCUCGCGCAGGGUAGCGGCCACGGUGAUCACGGGCCGAGUGGAAGAGGCCGAAGAGGCCGCAAUAGCACUAGGGAUUGUUCAAAAGAGCACCAACACCAUUCUAAGUGAUUCCAAAACGGCCCUUCGCAAUUUCUCGAGGGGACGUAUCUCCACCACAGCAUACAAAAUUCUUAGCACGAUGCCAAACGAUAGGAAGGAAGUGGAUCUGGUAUGGGUCCCGGCCCACGUGGGCGUCCCGGGGAACGAGUCCGCUCACCAAUAUGCUCGAGGUUUUGUCAGCCGAGCAGGUGAUGGGGACUUGGACGUCGGGGUCCCACGAGGUGAGGCACUGGAUACGUAUCAGGCCAUAACCAACUAUUACAGGGAGCUUAGAAUGAGCCUGCCUCCUCCGCACGUUUCGCUCAGCCGAGAACAGGCUACCACGUGGCGGCGGCUGCAAACGCGGUCGCAGCCAAACCCGUGGACAUACGCCAAUAUCUUUCCCGAUCUAGUAAACCCGUACUGUCAACUAUGCGGCGAGCCUGCCACCUUAGACCAUAUAAUCUGGGACUGCGCGAAGGAUCCGCCUCCGGCAGAUCUAGUUUCAUCUCCCUCACUUGAGCAAUGGGAAGCUGUGCUGGCCAGCCCGGACCUGGACGUCCAGUCCCGGGCCUUGGCAAGAGCGCAAGAGGUCGCCGACAGACUUCAACUGCCGACCAUGUGGAGCAGCUGAAGGAACCG